This is a messenger RNA of Penicillium macrosclerotiorum, 1197 nucleotides long. RefSeq names its product fungal specific transcription factor domain-containing protein. Gene Ontology annotation, molecular function: DNA-binding transcription factor activity; transcription cis-regulatory region binding. The transcript has a single exon. Gene Ontology annotation, biological process: positive regulation of transcription by RNA polymerase II. Gene Ontology annotation, cellular component: nucleus. The record is from RefSeq and is a predicted model, not a curated record. NCBI's taxonomy places the organism in Eukaryota, Fungi, Ascomycota, Eurotiomycetes, Eurotiales, Aspergillaceae. The coding region runs from base 1 to 1197 and encodes 398 amino acids.
AUGGUCGACGCUGUAACAAUUGCCAGCAAUGUGACACACCAGCCGACCUUGUAUUUGUCCCCAUUGUUGUCGACAACAGAAUCUCGAUUUUUCAUGUACAUGUUUAGCACUGAAACGGCCACCAGGCUAUUCCCAGCCGCUCCCAAACUCUUCCUUCAAAGGAUGAUUAGUGGUGCUCUCGAAAGGCCCCAUCUGUUUUAUGCUCUGCUGGCAGCGGCCUGUGGUCACCACAGCCGUCUUGUCCAGCAAGACACGAAUCCAAGGUCGAAGAUGAUCGGUCUGAAAUACACAACCUUAGCCAUAUCCCAUUUACGAGCUGCGCUCACAGACCCUGACGAGAUGCUCGAACCGGAAACUCUUACCACUGCAAUGGCCCUGUGCACAAAUGAUGUUUGCAAUGGAAAUAUGAACAUAUGGAGUGUCCAUCUUGACGGAGUCAUCCGACUACUGACUGCGUUCCUGGAGAAUCAGAAAGCUACUUCCAAACAUGACCCUUUCGCCCAAUGCUUGGUAAAGUGGUGUAUCACUAUGGAUGUUCUGGCAGGGUUUUCGAGACUCCGUACCGUUCAAGAUGGACUUUUUGCCCAAUUUUCAACUGGAUCCACUGAGACAAUUGAUGAUAUUAGCGGCUUUUCCUUGCGGCUGGCUCCCCUUCUCGCCCAAAUGCCGCAUCUGGCACAACGUCAUCAUUUAUUAACAACCGGCGAACCUUAUAUUUUAGAGGAGAUUUCUCCGGAAGCGGAGAUACUCGAGGCCAAAAUUUCCUCUCUACUUGACGCCUCGGUAUCUGAAAAAACAUUAAGCCAUAUGGGCGAGCUUUCUUCAGAGCUUCGAAGUACUCACCUCGCAUUCGUGCACGCCGCUUUACUAUACCUCCACCGCCGUAUUCAAAGCCUUCCGAGGAACCAUUUCAAGGUCCGGAGCGACAUCACGAAUAUUAUUCACUCUUGUCAACAGAUUGGUGAAACCUCCUCGGCUAAUAUUCUUAUUUUGUGGCCGAUAUUCACCGCAGGGUGCGAAACUGAGAUCAUCAGUGAACGCGAAUAUAUCCAAAGCCGGAUGAAGAAAAUGCAAGACCUUGGAAUGGGCAAUUAUACGAGAGCGCGAGAAUCUCUGUAUACUUUCUGGGCUUCAGAGACCUCCUUACCCUGGGAUGCUCAUUUCUCGCACAUAGGGAAAGAGGUUGUGCUAUUUUAA